Messenger RNA from Scophthalmus maximus (turbot), 3342 nucleotides. RefSeq names its product carnitine O-palmitoyltransferase 1, liver isoform. Bases 160 to 2517 code for a protein of 785 amino acids. Gene Ontology annotation, molecular function: carnitine O-palmitoyltransferase activity. Gene Ontology annotation, cellular component: mitochondrion. The transcript is spliced from 19 exons. Gene Ontology annotation, biological process: carnitine metabolic process; fatty acid metabolic process. NCBI's taxonomy places the organism in Eukaryota, Metazoa, Chordata, Actinopteri, Pleuronectiformes, Scophthalmidae. The record is from RefSeq and is a predicted model, not a curated record.
UAGCACAGUGGAUCGGUCGAGGGAAGAGGAGAGAGGAAGAGGAGGAGGAGGAGGAGGGUCGGCCACUUGAUCGACGUCCGGAGGUAACAGUCGAUUCCCCGCAUCUCGGGACCGUCGUCGACAUUUGUCGCGCCGCUAACAACAACAAACACAGUAAUCAUGGCAGAAGCCCACCAGGCAGUGGCCUUCCAGUUCACUGUGACGCCAGAGGGCAUCGAUCUGCAGCUGUCCCACCAGGCUCUCACUGAGAUCUACCUCUCGGGUGUGCGCUCCUGGAAGAAGCGUAUCAUAAGACUUAAGAACAGUGUGAUAACUGGGGUCUAUCCUGCUAGCCCCUCCUCAUGGCUUUUUGUGGUCAUAGCGAUCCUGGCUACCAUGUACACUCGGUCCGACCCCUCCAUGGGCCUCAUAGCCAAGAUACAGGAGCACUUACCAGUCAGCCAGUCGAUGAGUACCCAGUGCCAGGCGGUGGUGUCCGCGGUGCUCUUCAGCACCAUGCUAUGGCUCUUGCUCAUCUUCACCAUGCGCCUGUGCCUCAAGCAGCUCCUCUCCUACCACCGCUGGAUGUUUGAGCAACACGGCAAAAUGUCCACCACCACCAAAGUCUGGGUGGCGCUGGUGCGGAUCUUUUCUGGCAGGAAGCCUCUUCUCUACAGCUACCAGGGAUCACUGCCAAACCUGCCUGUGCCCACUGUCAAGGACACAGUCAAGAGGUACUUGGAGUCCGUGCGUCCGCUGACGGAUGACUCGCAGUAUGAGCGUAUGACACAGCUGGCCACAGAGUUUGAGAGCAGCCUCGGUAACCGCCUGCAGUGGUACCUCAAACUCAAAGCUCUCUGGGCAUCAAACUACGUCAGUGAUUGGUGGGAGGAAUACGUCUACCUGCGAGGACGAAGCCCGCUCAUGGUCAACAGUAACUACUAUGGUAUGGACUUCUUGUACGUGACGCCCACACCCAUUCAGGCGGCCCGGGCAGGCAACAGCAUCCACGCAUUCUUCCUGUACCGUCGCAAACUCAACAGAGAGGAGAUUAAACCUAGUCGUAUACCCGGCACUGUCAUUCCUCUGUGUGCAGCUCAGUGUGAGAGGAUAUUCAACACCGCACGCACUCCUGGAGAGGAGACGGACUCUGUGCAACAUUGGCAGGACAGUGACUACAUAGUGGUUUACCACAGGGGUCGCUACUUUCGCCUGAGGGUAUACCAGGCAGGCAGACUCCUGUCCCCCAGGGAGAUCGAAUUCCAAAUUCAGAGGAUCCUCGAUGACACGUCACCUCCUUCCAAAGGAGAGGCCAAACUCGGGGCCCUGACCGCUGGAGACAGAAUUCCAUGGGCUCAAGCCAGGAAGAAGCAUUUCGGCAGCGGGGUCAAUAAGCGCUCUUUGGACUGCAUCGAGAGAGCCGCCUUCUUCGUGACCCUGGACGACGACGAACAGGGCAUGCUGGGAGACGACCCCGAGGCCAGUUUAGAUCGAUAUGCCAAGUCCUUGUUGCAUGGGAAAUGUUACGACAGGUGGUUUGACAAGUCCUUUUCAGUAGUUUACUUCAAGAAUGGAAAGACCGGCAUAAACGCAGAGCACUCGUGGGCCGAUGCACCAGUGGUGGCUCACUUGUGGGAGUACACCUUGGCCACUGACUGCUUCCAGCUGGGCUACAACGCAGAGGGUCACUGCAAAGGAGAAGUGGAUUCAUCACUACCCCGACCACAGAAGCUGAACUGGGAAAUCGCUCCUGAAUGUGAGGAGCAGAUCUCCCAGUCCCUGACGGUGGCCCAGGCCCUCGCCGAUGACUUGGACUUCCACGUUUUAUCCUUCAAAGACUUUGGCAAAGGCAGGGUGAAGAGGUGUCGAGUCAGUCCAGAUGCCUUCGUUCAAAUGGCUCUGCAGCUGGCCUACUACAGGAACCGGAGGACGUUCUGUCUGACGUACGAAGCCUCCAUGACCCGUCUGUUCAGGGAGGGCAGGACCGAGACUGUUCGCUCCUGUACCAGCGAGAGCUCCGCCUUCGUCCGAGCGCUGGAAGGCGGAGAGGCAGCAGAGGUUUGUAGGCGUUUGUUCCGCUCAGCGUCAGAAAAGCACCAGCAACUAUACCGCUUGGCUAUGACAGGAGCCGGUAUCGACAGACACCUCUUCUGCCUCUACGUGGUUUCCAAAUACCUCGGAGUGGAGUCUCCUUUCUUGAAAGAGGUGCUGUCCGAGCCCUGGCGGCUGUCCACCAGUCAGACUCCUGUCCAGCAGGUGGAGCUCUUUGACAUGGUCAACCACCCAGAGUACAUCUCCUGUGGAGGGGGCUUCGGUCCGGUGGCUGACGAUGGUUAUGGGGUGUCCUACUACGUUUUGGGAGACAGCAUGAUUAACUUCCACAUCUCGUGCAAGCACUCAUGUCCAGACACUGACGCCCAUAAGUUUGGUGCCGAGAUCAGAAAAGCCCUGCACGACCUGAUACAGCUGCUGAGCCCCAGCCACAGAGAACCCAGCAAAGUGGGGGAGAGUCGGCACGAGUUCAAGAAAGACCUGUAGCUUGUUACUGAGGGUGGGAAAAGUGGAAACGACAUCUCAAUGGUGAACCUGGUAUGAAGGAAGAGGUGUUUUCACAGAUUUGCAUCUGUACUUGUGUGUUUAUAUUAGCUGUGUGAAGAGAGAAAAGGGUCCAUAGAAUAACAAAUCAAAAAGUGCAAUUAUAGCACACUACGUUUUAUUGGUUAAGUUAAGUUUUAACAGUCAAACAAUCAGAAAAAAAUGAUAAAAUGAAUAUAAAAUGAACCCUAAAUGGAAAAAGCAAUUAUUAAGACGUUGUUAGAUUCUUGUGAACCACUCAAAGUUAAGGUAGAAAUUCUCAAUGUUUCCUAAUUGCAGGGAGGAAUUUAAUAUAUAUUCCAGUGCGGUAUGUUUUGUCGCCAUUAAGAUUGCCGCACUUUCUGUACCAUUAAUUAUCUGCUGAAGGAUUUGUUUGAAAAUACUAUUGUAAGUGUGAUAAAUCUUGAGUCCGUCAUGGAGAGAAAAUGAGCAGAAUUGUUGAGGUGAGUCCAGUUUCUACAAUCUGAAUGCAGCAUUGUGGUAACAGUCAGGAGACGUGUUUCAAUAUUUUAGAAGUCAAUGACAUCUCAGUGUUUACUUAUGGAUAAACCUGCUUUUCACAUACAUGAUUGUACAACAUAAUAUUCCUGUUUACUUAGUGUUCUAUUUGGUGGCAAAUCACCCAGGAAGUAACUUUAAUUGUUUUCAACAAAUUCAAAUAGUACAUACAGGUAAUGUUUUGAUCCAUUUUUCUCUCAGUGGUCAGUAGGCAUUUCAAGCAGCUCCAGUUAUUUCUCUGCCGUCUAUAAAUCUGUUUUGUAUUUCUUA